UUUACUAAGACAGUAGACUGGUCUUCUUCGGCCUCCUCUUCGUCCUUCUCCCUGAUGGCCGUCACUCCAUCCCUCUUCCAUCGUCCCGGUCUUCUCUUCUCCACUCUCCCAUUGCAGACUUCCUCUCCCCGCACACUCCUUCCUUGUCCUCUCAUUCUCCCUCCCACCUCAAGAUUCGCACUCAUCAAUACCUCAAGGCAGGCUGCAUCGCCGCCGGCGGCCACGCUGCGCGUCGUCUUCACAGGCGGCGGCACAGGGGGACACAUCUACCCGGCGAUCGCGAUCGCCGAGGCGAUCAAGGACGCCAGCCCCGACGCCGAAAUCCUCUUCAUCGGCUCCGGCGCCGGCCUUGAGGCAGCCGCCGUCCCCUCCGCCGGCUUCACCCUCUCCACCAUUCCCCCGGCGCGCCCCUCCCGACCCCUCCUCUCCCCCUCCAACCUCCUCCUCCCCUUCCGCCUCAUCCUCGCCGUCGCCGCUAGCUCCCGGAUCCUCCGCCAGUUCCGGCCCCUCGUCGUCGUGGGCACCGGGGGGUACGUCGCCGCGCCUGUAUGCCUCGCCGCCGCCUUGUCCGGCAUCAAGAUCGUCAUCCAGGAGCAGAACAGCCACCCGGGGCUGGUGAACCGGCUGGCCGCGCCGUGCGCGGAGACGAUCUUCGUUGCCUUCAAUGCCUGCGUGAAGCAUUUCGACCGUAAGAAGUGCUUGGUGUACGGAAACCCGGUGAGGGUCGCUUUGCGGCGAUACGUCUCCAAGGCGGUGGCGCGGUCGCACUUCUUCCCCAAGGCGGGGCCGAAGAGCGGCGAGGACAAAGCGCAGGUCGUGCUCGUGCUAGGGGGCUCAUGUGGGGCGGAAGCUAUCAAUAUAGCGGUUCUCAACAUGUACUACGAGAUGUUGCUGCAGCACAAGAACAGGCUCAUCAUUUGGCAAACGGGAGCCGAUGGCUUCAACGAAAUGGAGAGUCUUGUUAAGGUGAACCGACGAUUGCAUCUUACACCGUUCCUGCAUGAGAUGGAUUUGGCUUAUGCUGCAGCUGACGUGGUUGUUUCUCGUUCUGGGGCGAUGACUUGCACUGAGAUCUUGACCACCGGAAAGCCAUCGAUUCUGAUACCAUUACCUAAUGCUGCAGAUGAUCAUCAAACAAAGAAUGCAUACAUUAUGGCAGACAUAGCAGGAUCAAAGGUCCUUACAGAAGAUGAGCUUGAUUCUAGUAGUCUCGAAGAGGCAAUUGAUGAUAUUUUAGGAAAUGAAAGUCUCAUGGCUGAGAUGUCCGAGAGGGCACUGAGUGCUGCACGUCCUGAUGCUGCAUCUGAUAUCGCACAGUGCAUUCUUUCUCUUGUCAACCCAUCCUCUUCAAAAUGAAUUUGAAUGUCGAAAAAAGCAUUCCUCCUUUGGACGUCAGUACUAUUUCACGCUCGUUCGAUUGGUGUAUGGCUUGUUCUCAUUUUAUAUUCCUUGCAUGGAAUGAAAUUAUUAUCAGGCAAGUGUUUUCAUGUAUAUGUAGAUGGGUAAAUGAGUGAGGCUUGUUCUCUCGAAGUUUUAGUGGUGUGAGAUCUCUUCACAUAGAUGUUUGGAGCCUAAAAGCAACUGUUGUUAGCCACAUCAGCCAUGUAUGGUUUUAACCUAGGCUUUUACAACAGCAUUGUGGAGAUCAUUUAACAUUCAUCCAUUGGUUGUAUGUUGAUGAUGCUCAGUUUGUCACUCAAAUAUUCAUUCCAAUUUUUUGUUUUCUUUAUAA
This is a messenger RNA of Musa acuminata AAA Group (dessert banana), 1732 nucleotides long. RefSeq lists its product as uncharacterized. The coding region runs from base 55 to 1356 and encodes 433 amino acids. The record is from RefSeq and is a predicted model, not a curated record. Lineage: Eukaryota; Viridiplantae; Streptophyta; Magnoliopsida; Zingiberales; Musaceae. The transcript is spliced from 5 exons. Gene Ontology annotation, molecular function: undecaprenyldiphospho-muramoylpentapeptide beta-N-acetylglucosaminyltransferase activity. Gene Ontology annotation, biological process: carbohydrate metabolic process.